Molecule: messenger RNA, 885 nt
Organism: Chaetomium fimeti
Lineage: Eukaryota; Fungi; Ascomycota; Sordariomycetes; Sordariales; Chaetomiaceae
Exons: 4
Coding region: 1-885 (294 amino acids)
Source: RefSeq, a predicted model, not a curated record
AUGGAAAAUCUUAGGGCGAGAUUUAUUCUCUCCAUUCCGUUGCUUGUUUUGGGGCUUUUACUUGCUCGCGCACCGUUCAUGAUGACUUCGGUGGCCCCCUCGAAAUCGUGGGCCGAUGCGCCGUUGAAUCUGAUUACGACUCCCAAAUCCCAGACCGGGAAGGCCGAUAUCUUUACGUCCGGAGCAACACACAUGGCCCUGCUGCACAAUUCGAUCUUCCGAGGUUACAAUUCUAUAUAUCACCAAGCCCCGCUUGUUUCCGACAAGGAUAAGUCCGACUUUGUUGGCUACUGUCUCACCUGGUUCAAGUUCGUCAAAUCCCACCACGACGAUGAGGAGGCGACGUUGUUCACCAAAAUCGAGGAGCUCCUUAACGACAAGGCCGUAUUCGAGGAGACGCACAAGGAACAUGAGUCGUUCCUCGCGGGCCUUGCGGACUUCGAGAAGUACCUCUCCAGCCUUAGAACCCCUUCCGACUUUGCAGGCGACGAGCUUCUCCGCAUCAUGAAAUCUUUCCAGCAACCCUUCGAAGAGCACUUCCACAACGAAAUCGCGACCAUCUCCAACCUCGCCGAUCACCCAAACGCACCGAAGCAAGGGACACCGGAGAAUGAGGCGGCCUCGGCCACUUUCAAGGCUUGGGGGAAGAGCACUGUGACAAAAGCAGGCGUCACUGAUGUAGUGCCGUUCUUCCUACUCAACCUCGACCGGACCGUCGAGAACGGCAUGUGGGCGAACUGGCCCCCGAUGCCCGCGCCCAUCCGGUGGGGCCUGAUCAACCUUGCCGGGGCCUGGCGCUCCGGAUGGUGGAAGUUUGCGUCGUGCGAUGCUGCCGGCCAGCCGCAGGAGCUAUGGGCUUACCGGGCUGCUGGUGCGAAGGCUUGA